Molecule: messenger RNA, 955 nt
Organism: Gossypium arboreum
Lineage: Eukaryota; Viridiplantae; Streptophyta; Magnoliopsida; Malvales; Malvaceae
Product: major latex allergen Hev b 5-like
Exons: 2
Coding region: 136-561 (141 amino acids)
Source: RefSeq, a predicted model, not a curated record
UUUAAAAUCAAGCUUUUACACCUCUAUAUAUACCUCUCACAUUCAUCCUCUCUUUCACUACACUCAAUACAUUCACCUCUUGCUCUAUCUCUGUAUAUUUUAUUCAAUCUUUUCUUCAAGUUCCCAUUUUCCCCAAUGGCCAGUGUUGAGGUUCAAUCAGCUGCAACAACAUUGCCAGAGAACGAGACAACACCAGAGGUAACCAAGGUUGUGGAAACGCCAAAAGAGGAGCCAGCGGCCGCACCUGUAGAAGCUGAGCCGGAGACAACAUCAGAUGCUCCGGCUGCGGAGGAAACCGAAGUUUCCAUAGCCGAAGCUCCAGCUGAAGUCGAUACCAAAGAAGUGGUAGAAGAAGAAGCGAAGGCUGCUGAGGAAUCGGAGAAAGCAAAGGAGGAGGUAAAGGAUGAGACCCCGGAGGUGCAGACAGAAACAGUUACAGAGGAGGCCAAAGUAGAGACCGAGGAACCCACGGUGGAAGCAGCGGUGGAGGAGAAACCAGCGGAGGAGGAAAAGGGAGAUGAAAAAGCUGAAGAGAUUCCUGUUGAGAAAGUUGAAGAAUAGAGCGACCAAUACCAUACGUAAGGUGGCAAAAGCUUAAAGGAGCUUCUUUUUUCUAUAGGCUGUAUGUCAUAGUUGGCGGAGUCAUACUACUAUUAUUUAUGAUUACUAUGUAGGAUGUGGGAUGAUGAGGGCUUUCUUUUUCUUUAAUGGUUGUUUUUCUGCUUUGGGGUUUGAUAUUUAGUAUUGAACUUCCUUUUGGGUCCAGGGGUCAACAUGCUGAUGGACGAAACUAUAGGUUUUCCAUUUUGAAGUGGUAUGGAUGUAUGUAUGCAUGUGUGCAUGCAUGCACGCACUUAUGGUUUUCCGUCCCAAGAGAGUCUAUAUGAUGAGUUUGAUAUUGGUGUGAUGAGAUGUGAUCUCCAUAUUUGCAUAAUAAAUAUAUAUUUUUGUUUAA